AUGUUAAUUUUUAUAGACGAUUUUAACAAAGAAACGACCACACAAGUUGUUGAGAGAAAUGCUUAUCCAACCGAGACUUCAGAAGUGUCGAAUCCUUCUGGUGAUGAAGAACUACUUUAUAAAGAAAAGAAGACUGAGGAACUCAGUACAAAAGAAAAGAAUGAAAAACCAAGCACAGAAUAUAAGAAUGAAGAUCUAAAAACAGAAAGAGAAAAGGAGGAACUGAGCGAAGAAACUGAUAACACCGAGAUAAAUAAAGAAAACGAGAUGAACAAAUCAAAUACUGAAGUCAAGAAUGAGGAACCAGGUCAAGAAGACAAGAACGAGGAAUCAAAUAAAGAAGAUAAGAACGAGGAAUCAAAUAAAGAAGACAAGAACGAGGAACCAAAUAAAGAAGACAAGAACGAGGAAUCAAAUAAAGAAGAUAAGAACGAGGAACCAAAUGAAGAAGACAAGAACGAGGAAUCAAAUAAAGAAGACAAGAACGAGGAAUCAAAUAAAGAAGAUAAGAACGAGGAACCAAAUGAAGAAGACAAGAACGAGGAAUCAAAUAAAGAAGAUAAGAACGAGGAACCAAAUGAAGAAGACAAGAACGAGGAAUCAAAUAAAGAAAACAAAAAAGAGGAAACAGAUAAAGAAGACAAAAAAGAGGAAACAGAUAAAGAAGACAAAAAAGAGGAAACAGAUAAAGAAGACAAAAAAGAGGAAACAGGUAAAGAAGACAAGAAAGAGGAUCUAGAUAAAGAAGACGAGAAUGAGAAACCAAAUAAAGAAGACGAGAAUGGUGACCCAGAUAAAGAAGAUAAGAAUGAGGAACUAAAUAAAGAAGACAAGAAUAAGAAACUAAAUAAAGAAGACAAGAAUGGGGACCCAGAUAAAGAAGAUAAGAAUGAGGAAUUAAAUAAAGAAGACGAGAAUGGGGAAUCAAAUAAAGAAGACAAUAAAGAGGACCUAGAUAAAGAAGACAAGAAUGAGGAACCAAGCGUAGAAUACAAGAAUGAGGAAAACCAGAUGAGCAAAUUAAGUACAGAAGACGAGAAUAAGGAACCAAACUCAAAGUGCGUGGACGAUCUAAAAACUGUAAAAAGUAAUGAGGAACCGAGUACGGAAACUGGAAGUGUGAAGAUAAAUGCAGAGAAACAGACGAAUAUGCUAAGUACUAAAGAAAAGAAUGAGGAUCUAAUAUCAAGGAAAGUUAAUGAGGGGGCGAGUAGAGAAAAUCCAAAUGGGAAGCAAACCACUAAAGAAAAUGACGCAGUUUUGGGAACAGGAAACGAGAACUAUAAUCUAGAAGAAAUAAAAAUGAAGAAUGAAACUGACAUUAAGAAUAAGGGUGUAAGUUUAGUAAAUGGUGAUGAAACGUUGCUCACGAAAGAUGAAAGUAAUUACCAAACUGUAUUUCAGGACCCGUAUUCAAGAGUAAAUGAAGCUACUCGUGGAUUGUCAACGCUAAAUAGAAAUAAUUACCUGAGUGAAAACUACGUUAAUAAUUGGAGCUUAUCUGGAAUAAGAGCUCCAUUUCAUUAUUACACACCCUAUCUGGAUAAUACCUGUCGCACCACUGACGGAAGACAAGGAGUGUGUGGGGAACCAUUUAAUUGUCCAACACUAAUAUCCAAUUAUUACUUUCUUCAGCCUCAACCGACUCUUUGUUACUAUGACAACUGGAUUCCAGGUGUCUGCUGUUCUUAUCAACCCACCUUCUCAUAUUUCUCAAGACCUUCUUUUUACGGUUUUUACGAUAACAGCAACCAAAGGAGGGGUGUUUACUAUCGAAAUCGGGGGUAUUUGUAUUCUCCGGUAACUGAGCCAAACUAUGGUAUCUUUAACGUCAACCAGAAACAGUACGAUAUAGACUGCAACACCUUUGAUGGAAGAUCUGGACUGUGUCUUCAUCCUUCAGCUUGUCGUACUAUUUUUAAUCCUUUGGUUCCACGUCUUCAACCUUCUUAUUGUUACUAUGAUAACAAUGUUCUCGGAAUCUGCUGCCCUUUUCAGCCACGGUCUGUGGACACUGAAUCCUCGGAGUAUUCUCCCAUCAUUACAGAUUUGUAUAACUAGUAAGGCUACAUCU
This is a messenger RNA of Limulus polyphemus (Atlantic horseshoe crab), 2074 nucleotides long. Its product is annotated as high mobility group nucleosome-binding domain-containing protein 5-like. The coding region runs from base 1 to 2061 and encodes 686 amino acids. The transcript has 3 exons. The record is from RefSeq and is a predicted model, not a curated record. NCBI's taxonomy places the organism in Eukaryota, Metazoa, Arthropoda, Merostomata, Xiphosura, Limulidae.